Messenger RNA from Nothoprocta perdicaria, 3200 nucleotides. Its product is annotated as ATPase family AAA domain-containing protein 3. The transcript has 16 exons. The record is from RefSeq and is a predicted model, not a curated record. Lineage: Eukaryota; Metazoa; Chordata; Aves; Tinamiformes; Tinamidae. The coding region runs from base 106 to 1674 and encodes 522 amino acids. Gene Ontology annotation, cellular component: mitochondrion. Gene Ontology annotation, molecular function: ATP hydrolysis activity; ATP binding; zinc ion binding. Gene Ontology annotation, biological process: mitochondrion organization.
UGUGGAAGGCGGGAAGUUUCUCGCUGCGGGAACAGCAAAACCCUGAUCCCUUCUUCCUGCUACCCCUUUCCAGGCCACGCCAAAGACGCCCUCAGUCUCGCCCAAAUGCAAGAACAGACCCUGCAGUUGGAGCAGCAAACCAAGCUCAAGGAGUAUGAAGCUGCCAUAGAACAGCUGAAGAGUGAACAGAUACGGGUACAAGCAGAGGAGAGAAGAAAAACACUCACAGAGGAAACAAAACAGCAUCAAGCACGAGCCCAAUAUCAGGACAAGUUGGCAAGGCAGCGCUAUGAUGAGCAGAUGCGACAGCAGCAACUUGCUAAUGAAGAGAAUCUGAGGAAGCAGGAGGAGUCUGUGCAGAAGCAAGAGGCCAUGAGGCGAGCAACUGUAGAGCGAGAGAUGGAGCUGCGGCAUAAAAAUGAAAUGCUGCGUGUUGAGGCUGAAGCCAGAGCCCGAGCCAAGGCCGAGCGAGAGAACGCGGACAUCAUUCGGGAGCAAAUCCGCUUGAAGGCUGCUGAGCAUCGACAGACAGUGUUGGAGUCCCUCAAGACAGCUGGGAUGCUCUUCGGGGAAGGCUUCCGUGCUUUUGUAACGGAUUGGGAUAAAGUUACAGCCACGGUGGCGGGCCUGACCCUGCUAGCAGUGGGUGUUUACUCUGCCAGGAACGCUACCGCUGUAGCGGGGCGAUACAUUGAGGCCCGGCUGGGGAAACCCUCCCUGGUGAGAGAGACCUCGCGCAUCACUGUGCUGGAGGCACUGAAGCACCCCAUUAAGGUUGGAAAGCGUCUUACCAGCAAGGCUCAGGAUGCUCUUGAAGGAGUUGUUCUCAGUCCAAAGUUGGAAGCACGUGUGAGAGACAUUGCCAUAGCAACAAGAAAUACAAAAAAGAACAAAAGCCUAUACAGGAAUAUCCUUAUGUAUGGUCCCCCUGGCACUGGAAAGACGCUCUUUGCUAAGAAAUUAGCUGUGCAUUCGGGCAUGGAUUAUGCCAUCAUGACGGGUGGCGAUGUUGCCCCCAUGGGGCGGGAAGGAGUCACAGCCAUGCACAAGCUCUUCGACUGGGCAAACACCAGCAGGAGAGGUCUUUUACUGUUUGUGGAUGAAGCAGAUGCCUUUCUGCGGAAGAGGGCAACGGAGAAAAUCAGUGAGGACCUCAGAGCAACUUUAAAUGCAUUCCUACACAGAACAGGACAGCAUAGUAACAAAUUUAUGCUCGUUUUAGCAAGCAACCAGCCUGAGCAAUUCGAUUGGGCUAUCAAUGACCGAAUAGAUGAAAUAGUGAAUUUUGAUCUACCCAAGCUAGAAGAACGGGAGCGGCUUGUGAGGAUGUAUUUUGAUAGACAUGUCUUGAAGCCAGCCACAGAGGGUAAACAACGUCUGAAGCUGGCCCAGUUUGACUAUGGGAAGAAGUGCUCGGAGAUUGCCAGGUUGACAGAGGGCAUGUCUGGCCGAGAGAUCUCUCAGCUUGCCGUGGCCUGGCAGGCCGCAGCGUAUGCAUCGGAGGACGGUGUCCUGACAGAGGCCAUGAUCGAUGCCCGGGUGGCUGAUGCCGUGCAGCAACACAGGCAGAAAAUGGACUGGCUGAAAGCAGAGGGUGCUGAAGGAGGCAAAGAGGGCAUCAGGAACUCGCUCCUGCCUUUUCCAUCAGGAUCACCUGUCUUGAAGAGGAGUUGAACCUUGGCCUCUGCUCCACAUCCUGCCAUGUAGCUACUCGGAGCAGAUACAGCAUAGCCUGACCUCAGCAGUGCCCUUGACUACCUUGCUGAGCCACCCUCCUCUGGCAGCAGCUGACAGCACUUUCUACUUAGUCCAUUCUGCUGGUCCUUGGUGCAGAGCUUGCAGAAAUGUGGCCUGAUGAGCCUGCAAGUGUGGGAAAGGAGCAGAAAGCUAUGAGGAUUGUCACCAGUGCCGUCAAAACGGCAGCCUUGGGGAGCACCAGGAAAGAGUGACGUGCUGAGGCUGCAAAUCCCUCUGUGCUCAUGGUGGAUCCUUCCUGCAUCUUUUCCUUGGCACCAAGGGAGAAACUGCAUUUACCCCUGGAAACCCAUUUUAGAAGUUGCCCUUUCUUCAGGACAGAUGUUCCACAGCAGCACUGUGCACUCUGACCCUUGUGCCCCGCUAACACAUCCUCAUUGCCACGUGGGACCGAUGCUGGGAAAGAAUUGCCUUUUAAAUUGAAACUGCCUGUUUAAUGCAAUGCAUCUUUUUACUGCACUGAGCUUAGAUCUUGUCUUCAAGACACCUUGUCAGUGUAGGGGUAGCUGCAUUUCAGCCUCCUGUUGUGCUCGAGCCUUGCUGGCCUUCCCUGUUCUGUUGUUUUCUUUAAAAUUACAUUAUGCUUUGAACCCCCAGGAAGAGAGAGAGAGGGGAGCUGAGCUCCAACAGCCGUGCUAGCACAUUAUGCAAUGGAGCACUGAUCUUCUGUGAUUAAAAUAUCUAACCGUGACUUCCUCCUUGGAUACUCUUCAUCCCGCUUCCCUAACAGUCUCAAUGGUUUGGAGAUGCAAUGAGAGGCAAGGAGGGUAUAGCAGGUUUUGUGUUUAUUCUGUCUUCUCCUCGCCCUUCUGUUGAUGCUGGGAGCUGGGAAGAGGCUCCUGCUGCAGCGAGGGGUGAGAGGCUCUGAGGCUGCUCCCCUUGACGCCGCUCUGGGCUCCCAGGGGGAAGCAGAGGCUUGCAGUGCUUUCAGUGCUUGCAGUUGCUUCCCGCACACUGCAGCCAGGGGGGAACCUGCGCUGGAAAACUCUUGCUCCAGCCUAGGCUGAGCCAAAGCUCUGCAGGGGCUGGUGUCCCCUUGGUGAUGCCUGUUCCCUUCCUUUAAGAGCAUUAAGGGCUUAGUAAGCCUAGGGCACGGAGGCUGCUGCCUGUGCAGCGAGUAAAAGACCCUAUGGUUGAACUCCUCCCUAUCCUACGUGCCCUAUGCUCCAGGUGUUAGGUCCUCUAUUGCCAGGAUCAGAAUGGAUUGCAGCAUCCGAGGGCCUAAAGUGCUUUGGGCACAGCAAAUUCCUCAACCUGCUCUCAAAACAGAAUAUUUAUCCGGUCGCUAAGAGUCCACAUCCACUCGAAUGGGUGGUAGUGGGAAGGGCUGUUUUCCCCUGACACGUUGCUUUUCCUUCCUUCACAUCGUGUGCUUUCCACCAUCGGUUUGCAUCACUGCAAACACUGAUGAAACCAAUUUUCUUUGUGAGUCCCAGCGAUGACCA